Alosa sapidissima (American shad) is the source of this 1748-nucleotide messenger RNA. RefSeq lists its product as uncharacterized. The record is from RefSeq and is a predicted model, not a curated record. Bases 279 to 1472 code for a protein of 397 amino acids. The transcript has 4 exons. NCBI's taxonomy places the organism in Eukaryota, Metazoa, Chordata, Actinopteri, Clupeiformes, Clupeidae.
UUGCUCCGCCUUAACAAUCUUUGGUAACGUAAUGUCUAAUAACGUAACGUAGACGGGCUCUGGUGGAAGUGAGACUAAAGCAAAGUGGGCACAUACAUACAUGUCAAAGACUAACAUUACUAGACUUGAUUUAUAUUCACACACAGUAAAACACAAGGUCUUAAUGUUAAGACCCACAUAGUCCACGACGAACUGCAAAUGUUCUUAAGUUGUCAUUGCAGUGUCAGUCAGCUAACAUCAAGCAACUAUAGAGAGCUACGUGCAGUUUAUAUCAAAUAAUGUCAAAGGCAGAGACUUCUUUAAUCAACUUGUCACUUUGGGAUAGUGGUAAAAGGAAAAUCCGCUACCUUUAUCUUGUAGAUAAAAAAUCUUUUUCAGUGACAAAGAAUGGUCCUGAUGAGACGCGGCUUAUUCCUCUAUUUCUGGGAGCUGACCUUUACUCUGAUACAGAUAUUCGUAUUGAGAACCAUCCUAGGUACCAUGCUAAGUUUGCUAAAAAGGGAUUGGCAACCAAGCUUGUGUUUUCAUCCGAGUACCGGCUCCACGGUUUACGGGUUCCCAGCGGAAUGAACAGUUUGUGGUUCUACAGCAUUCAGGGUAUCUUUCGUGUGGCCUUUGAAUUGUACAGCAAACAACAACAGCUGUCUAUCUUGGAGUCGUUUCAGGACUUGUGGAAAUCACGGUUAAAUGAUGAUCUAUUGAAAAUGACCUACCAGCUAACAGUGAGACUUGAUAGUCCACAUCCCCAGAACACUUUGUCAACAACAGAUCCAGACAGACAGACCUCUGGCGACCCACCAGAUCAGUGUGCUCGUUCCCCUCAGGGUGGUGCAGAACCAUUUGAACGCACACAGGACCCACCUGAGAGCACACCAUCAGAAGACCAUGACUACUGCUCGCCUAUUAAAGCAAUCAUCAGUGAAACCUCCAGCCAGCCGAGUCAGGUUUUGGAGACACUCAAACACUUGGAAAGCCAGCUUCAGUCAGUCCAAAGCAUCGGACCUGAUCAGAAGCUUAUCCUCCUUUCCUUUCUGAGACUGGCAGAGCGCUGCACUGAUGGUGGUGGGGCUUUGGAUGAGGAGUAUUUGGCUAAAGCUGUGCUCUCCCUGCUCCAGUUCCAGACACCCAGCUCCCUGUCCAUCUACUGCAGCCCAUUGCUCCAAGCGGUUGCAGGCUGGCUAGGCCGUUGUUUCCAUGCCGCCAACAGUUGCAUCAGCCAGCAGGUGGAGAGCUUCAAGGUUCGGCACAUAGAGCACAUUAGCGACCUUCCGCCAUCUGAAGAGCUGGCGGCUGAGUUGUUCCCUGAAGCCAUGCGGACAUUGCUUGUACACUGGAUGGGACUGAGCGAGGAGGCAGCGUUGUGGAAGAGGCACAGCGAGUUCCCCAUCCUGCUGCUCAUCCUAGAGUUUGCCAACCACAACCUCAUCACUGGCGUGGCCCAUGUACUAUACUCGAGCCUUAUCUGCAAGUAGUCCUCCACAUCAUUUACCGAGAUGAUGGAGAAUAUUUUUUAAGCAACAUGGCUUUUUUUUUAACGCAUAAGCGUAGAUCCAAACCCUCAUUAAAAUCCAGAAGUUGGAUUUGUUGUGACGGCAGUGUUGUCAAUAUUCUCACAUCCAAAAAUACAAUUAUACAUAGGUGUUCACCACAGUGAACGUUUUUCUACCUUAUUUUUGUACCUUUUUUGAAUGAUAUUGUAUGAACAUGAACCCAUUCUGUACUCAAUAAAUGUAUAUUUUUAUUAAUAA